AUGUUUCAGCGACAACUAAUUGUUUUGGUCCAGCCAAGCGGAGCUGUGCAGCUGUUUCAACUGAUCAUCCGAAGAGAAGAUGAACUUAAAGUUCUAAUAGAUCGUUUUGAGGAUUUGAGUGCCUGCUCUACUAGUCGUCGUAAGCUCCACGAGCUCGGGCGGCAGCUGCACAUCUUUGUACUCAGCAACUAUGCUAACCUUAACUUUAGACUACAGAAAAUGCCUGACGUGUCUAUCGAGCCUUUGUCUCCAGGUGUCUCGCCUACAUGCAUCCAUGCUGAUGGACUUGGUAUUGCCAUGGGAUUGAGCAACGGCAGUGUAAGGGUGGUCUGUUUUCAUUACUGGUUAUUUGGAUCGAAAGAAUGGCUUCAACAACCUCAGAACAUAACAUAUUCUCUCGAGGAUGCCGGUGGAGGUGGAGUGACUUCGGUGCGCAUUCAUAAUUUCCUAAUCGCCGCUGGGGCAAAAAAUGGGGUAAAUGACUAUUAA
Messenger RNA from Protopolystoma xenopodis, 489 nucleotides. The record is from the annotation of a GenBank genome assembly. NCBI's taxonomy places the organism in Eukaryota, Metazoa, Platyhelminthes, Monogenea, Polystomatidea, Polystomatidae.